GCGCCGCGGGGGGCCAACCGCCGCCUCCCCCCUUCUCCUCUCCCCUCCGCGGGCGGGACGGCUCGGCCCGGCCCGGCCCGGCUCGGCGGGGGCGGCACGGGGAGGGGGUGGCGGGAUGGGGCGCGCUGCGCUGCCCGCCGGCCGGGGCGCGGGGGGGGGGGCACGGCGCGGUCCCUCCCGCCGCCUCCCCCGCGCCGCCGUGGGCGGGGUCGCGCCGCUCCCCGUGGAGUGGGGACACACACACACACACACGGGCCCAGGAGAAACUUGGAGGAAAACGGGGGAGAAAAAAGCCGUGAAAAAACUUUUUGCGGCGGGGGGGUGGGGAGAGCGGCGGCACCGACAGCGCCCCCCGCCCGCCCGCGCGGCGCCGCACAAAGGCGGCCCGGGGGGGUUUGUGGAGGUCGGCGGCCCCGGGGGGCGGUGGAGCGGCCGGUGACGCAGCGGGCGGUGACAGGGCGGGCGGGGCGGUGGUCCCGCCGCCGGACCGUUAGGGCGGGAGCGGCGCCUUUCCCCGCGCAACGCGCGUCCCGCGGGGGGAGGACGGUUCCCACGUGGGUGCGGGGCGCCGAGCCCCCCAUCCAGGACCCCUUUUCCUUAUGCGUUUUUUGUUAUUAGCAGUUUAUUUUCUCGUUGCGGGAGCCGCUCCCGCAGGUGUGGCUGCGGCUUGCCUUUCUUUUUUCCCCCUUUUUUUUUUAAAUCGUUUUCCUCUUGACUUUUUUAAAGCAAUCCGGGGCGCACUGCCGGCCCCCACUGCGUCCUGGCGUGAGGCCUGAGCUCCCCCACGCCCACCCGUGCUCACCCCCCGCUCCUGCUGCCGAACGGGCACACGUGAGAAAACAGUUUUAUGCAUUAAAAAAAAUAGUAGUAUAACAAAAAAAAAAAAGAAGCAAAAUAAUUUAAUUGUUUUUUAUUAAACAGCACCUACCUUUUGCUAUUUUAUAUGUUUUUUCCCUCUUGCUGGUUACUUGCUUUGUACAGGAAAUUUGAAUAUCCUGGCAAAGGCCGACUUCCAAGUGCAGCUUUGCUGCGCUGGGUGAGCUGCGGCAGCAACGCGCCGUGCUGGGGGAUUUUCCCUUUUUAAUUGAUCCUAAAUGCAAUAUUUUUCCCCACGUGUGCAUCAUGUACAUAAAGACAAUUAUUGUGCUGAGUGUUCCAAGGUUAAACCAUGAAUUACUCUCAAAAAAAAGAGAAAAAAUAAGAAAUUGUGCUGUGUGUUGUACGCCUGUGUACGUGUGUAGGUGAGGGACCAUCUGCCAAGUUUCAUCAUCUUCUGCUCUGAAGAAAUCCAAAGAGCUGCGGUGCUCACCAUCAACUGUGAAAGUCUGUAUUUAGUUAAUCCACUUUGGUGGGAUGUGCAGUAAAACUGCAACUGCUAAUGUAAUAAAUGAAGUAUAAGAGGGAAGCUUUAAUGCUUCAGGCAAACUGACCCAAAUAUUAAAAAAAAAAAAGAUACUGUGCACUUGGUACAUUUUGAAUUAAUGCUCAUCUGACAAUUUAUAUUCUUUCUGUUCUUAACAAAUACACUUUAUAGGAGUCAGGCUUCCAGACCCGUCUCUUGUUUUUUAAAACUGGAUAAGAUGACAAUGCAAAAAAAUGGAAGUAACGAGAAGCAUCGUACUUUUCUUCUCCUCAGCAGUGUUGAGAAAAAACUGUGGAUCCCGGAAUUUUACUCUGGAUUUUGCUGGUUUUCUGGAGUACUUUCCAUCGAAACAGCGGUGGCCGGGUGCCCGGGGAGGGUCGGUGCAGACGGAGCCGAUGUGCCGGCGUUCCAGUUACAGACUUUCUGACAGCGCCUGUGAAGAAAAAAUGUCUCGUGAUGGACAGCGAAGCCAACAGCCCGUGCUGGUGACAAGUCCCGUGGCAGGAGCAGCAAACCCGGCCCCACGCAGCAUCCGCACAGCGUGCACGGCACCGGCACCUCCACCCUGCACAACCCCGGGGAGACACAGCGCGGCAGCGGCAGCUUCCCUAGGGAUGAAAAUCCUCGCUGGCAAUUCUCACACCAUCCCAAAUCCUUGUGCUUUUCUGGCCCUUCGCCCCGGUGUCUGCAAUGACGGUGACCUUACCGAGUAUCAGCAUCUUCACAGAGCUAGGAAGCAAUUCCCUCAUCAGAACAGUCAUCAGACUAUAUCUGCUUGUGAAAUCACAUCAGGUCCUUAAACACUACAAGAAGGAAAAAGAAAAAGAAAGACAAUGGUAAUGUUUAAUUUGUUUAUAAAAGUGAUUGUACUCAGUUGAGAGCUGAUCUUGCAAGGUGCAACCUGAACAGGAGUUAAAGUCAAUCAGAGAUGGCAGGAACAGCCCUUCAAUGAACUGAGAGUAACCAGCUCCCCCAAGUCGUGUCAGAUCCUCACUGCUGCAUUAGUGGGUGCUGAGCAGGACUGUCAGAGCACAGCAGGCAGUGCAACACCCCCCCAUUUCACCAGUCAGGAUGUACAAUCACAAGGCAGCUUCAAGAUCCACGUUUGCCUCAAUUUUCAACACCAGGAUUCACAACCCCCGAGUGAACUUGCCAGCUCAGUCCUCAGAAAGACCUUUAACUGCAGCUCCCAGCUCUGUCUAGAGGGCUUUAGCUUCUCAUCAGUGUGAACUUAAAGCAAGAAGAAUAAACGCUCCAAACACGUGUGCGGUGCCAAGCCAGGCAGGCGGGUCAUCGCCGCGUGCAGAAACGCCAGAUGUCACAGGGCGAGACAGUGCAUUAAAGCCUCGAUAUUCAACAUUAUUUUCCCAGCAUACGUUUGUGAUUCAUAAAAUGUGGAGCUGUAAUGAAUUUCAAAUGCCACAUAAAUGUUCAAACACA
This is a messenger RNA of Columba livia (rock pigeon), 2803 nucleotides long. RefSeq lists its product as uncharacterized. NCBI's taxonomy places the organism in Eukaryota, Metazoa, Chordata, Aves, Columbiformes, Columbidae. The record is from RefSeq and is a predicted model, not a curated record. The transcript has 5 exons. The coding region runs from base 1597 to 2163 and encodes 188 amino acids.